This is a messenger RNA of Solea senegalensis (Senegalese sole), 2505 nucleotides long. Its product is annotated as zinc finger protein OZF-like. Gene Ontology annotation, biological process: regulation of transcription by RNA polymerase II. The transcript has 2 exons. Gene Ontology annotation, molecular function: DNA-binding transcription factor activity; RNA polymerase II cis-regulatory region sequence-specific DNA binding. NCBI's taxonomy places the organism in Eukaryota, Metazoa, Chordata, Actinopteri, Pleuronectiformes, Soleidae. Bases 81 to 1640 code for a protein of 519 amino acids. The record is from RefSeq and is a predicted model, not a curated record.
GCGAGCGAGCGAGCGAGCGACCUACGGUUAGCUUAGCCUGUUAGCCUCGCUGUUAGCCUCGCUGUUAGCCGAGCUCAGAGAUGUCCCUGUCCCCGUGUCUGUCCCUGUCUCUGUCUCUGCUGAGACACAGUGUGCAGCAGCGCCUCGCAGCGGCCGCGGAGCAGAUUUUCGAGUUGUUUGAAAAAGCCCUCGCGGAGUAUGAGGAUGAAUUCACGCGUUCACUUCAGGAGGAAACCGUCUUCAGACGUCACGUUCACACUGAAGUGUCUGCAGGUGUCCAGCAGGGGGCAGUGAGAGAGGACGCGGUGGAGCCUGAAUGUCCCCACAUUAAAGAAGAACAGGUGGAACCGUGGACCAAUGAGGAUGAAGACGUGACCGAGUUCAACUUCAGUCCCGCUAUCGUGAAGGACGAGGACGAGGACAGACCUGAGCUUCAUCAGAGUCUCACUGAGGACAACAGAGAUGACUGUGGAGGACCAGAAGCAGAUGGACAUUUAGUACCAGUGAGUCCCGAAGCAGCUGAAGACGUUUCUGCCACUGAAGACAGUGAAGAUGACUGGAGGACGAGCAGGAAACGAGCAAGUCUGAAGAAACGUAAAACACAUGUUUCUGUCGCAGAGAAACCGUUUGUUUGCACCGAGUGCGGGAAAGGAUUUAAGCUGAGGGAUCAUCUGAAGGCACACGAGAGGAUUCACACUGGAGAGAAACCGUUCGGCUGCUCCGUCUGCGGCAGGAGAUUCAACCAGAAGUCAAACCUGCGGAGACACGCGGUCACGCACACGGGAGAGAAACCGUUUGUUUGCGCCGUGUGUGGGAACAGAUUUCGCCUCAAGGACAGUCUGAAGUCACACCUGAAAAUCCACACUGGGGAGAAACCGUUCGGCUGCUCCGUCUGCGGGAAGACAUUCAAACAGAAAGAAUAUUUAAUGGAACACGCAGUCGUCCACACGGGCGAGAAACGCUUCAGCUGCUCAGUUUGUCACCGCAGUUUUACCUGGCGUCAUCAGAUCAGGAGCCAUCAGUGUGUUAGAGACUUAUCUCUGUUUCACCAGAGUCUCACUGAGGACAGCAGAGAGGACUUUGGAGGACCAGAACCAGCCGGAAACUCAGGUCCAGAUGGACAUUUAGGACCAGUGAGUCCUGAAGCUUCAGAGACGUUAGCAGGUGAAAAUCUUUCCGGCUCUACAGACGGUGAAGACGAUCAGAGGACGAGCAGGAGACGAGCAGAUCUGAAGAAACUGAAGCCAAAUGUUUCUGCUGCAGAGAAACCGUUUGUUUGCACCGAGUGCGGGAAAGGAUUUAAAGUGCGGGCUCAUCUGAAGGCACACGAGAGGAUUCACACCGGAGAGAAACCGUUCGGCUGCUCCGUCUGCGGAAAAAGAUUCAACCAGAAGUCAAACCUGCGGAGACACGCGGUCACGCACACGGGAGAGAAACCGUUUGUUUGCUCCGUGUGUGGGAACAGAUUUCGCCUCAAGGACAGUCUGAAGUCACACCUGAAAAUCCACACUGGGGAGAAACCGUUCGGCUGCUCCAUCUGCGGGAAAACAUUCAAACAGAAAGAAUAUUUAACCAAACACAUGAUUGUCCACACGGGCGGAGACGGGACGAGAGGGGCGGAGCCUCCAACCAGCAGCUAGGAGUUGCUGUGUUCGUAAUUUAAUAUUUCAACGUAGACGUCUUCAGGGCGGGACUAUAAUCAUUAGCAUUAGCAAGUGUUUUGUGUUUUUGUCGCCCCCUAGUGUCGGCACUGUGACGUUAACAGAAGCUUGUGGACACUCUGACUGUGUCUCGUCCAGAGUCACUCGCAGUAAAACUACGACGUGCGCAAUAUGGCCCCCAAGUGGAUGUUUGAUCCAAAAUGGCCGCCAUUCCUGUUGUUGUUUGGGUCAGAGGUCAUGUGUCCUGACGUGUUAUAAAAUGACUUUUCAUCACAAACGGUUUUUGUUAGAUCUCGUGUCGCCCGGUGACAUGACCACGCUGCACACAGGAAGUCAUAUGUUUCGCUCACAGACGGAGGUGACGGUGGUUUGCUUCCGCCCGGCUCUGCUGCCGUUUACACUCAAGCGCUCCCUCAGUCUGUCACAAUGACGUACUGCAGCUUUAAGUGAUUCAAACGAUUUUGUGAAGUUUUUUUGACAUUUUGAUCUAUGUGUAUAUUUAUUUAUACAUACAUAUGUGUAUAUAUAUAUAAAUAAAUGAAUAAAACUUAUGAUGAAUGAACGUUUUUUUGUGAACGAAUGAAUGAAUGAAAAUAACACAGGAGUCCAGGACCAAGAGUCUGAACCUGAAAAAUUUGAUCUUUAUGAAAAAAUGUAUUCAUUUAAAAAAUAAGACCUAAAAUAUUACAAGUAUAAUGGUUUUGAUAUCAUCAUUUAUUUAUUCAAAAUGAUGUAUAUUUGUUCUAAAAAUGAUGAGAAAUAAAAUAAUGUGUUUAUUUUUCGCCUGAUCUUCCUGUGUUUUUAUUUUCACAUUUUUAAACAAAUCAAUUUACGAACUAAAGCG